Messenger RNA from Mugil cephalus (flathead mullet), 1567 nucleotides. RefSeq lists its product as uncharacterized. The record is from RefSeq and is a predicted model, not a curated record. Gene Ontology annotation, cellular component: cytoplasm. The transcript is spliced from 2 exons. Bases 683 to 1348 code for a protein of 221 amino acids. Lineage: Eukaryota; Metazoa; Chordata; Actinopteri; Mugiliformes; Mugilidae. Gene Ontology annotation, molecular function: NAD+ poly-ADP-ribosyltransferase activity.
UGUUCCCUGCCGAAACCCGGGAUCGAACCAGGGACCUUUAGAUCUUCAGUCUAACGCUCUCCCAACUGAGCUAUUUCGGCACACGGUUGUCGUGACGUCAUACUCUUUUUGACUCGACAAAAUGAGUUUUGCUUAGAUUUCAUAUCACGACAUAUACUACAUACUAAACUUAGAUACUAUAUUUGCCUUUGUUAGCGUUUUAUCAUACUAUGGCGGCCUAGAUGACUGAGAACCUUCACAGACAUACUAGAAGAAAAUGCAGAUUUUUUUCUACAUUCAUUAAACAAGAUUUGAACAAAUGUUAUAUCGGAUUAUUAUCGGAUAUUUAUAGAAACUUGAACUGACUGGUACGUUAAAUAAAGGCAGGUAAGCCACCAGUUUUUUUGACUAAGCUAACUGCGCCCCCGUCUGGCCAAGCAAUGUCAUAGCAACGGCAAGAGCAUGAACAAUAAUAAUAAUAACAUGGCCCGUACGGGGAUCGAACCCGCGACCUUGGCGUUAUUAGCACCACGCUCUAACCAACUGAGCUAACCGGCCACGCACAGAACGCCCCGUGACGUCACAUGACCAUGAUUGAAACUCACAGAACCGAAAGUUAAGCGGCUGUGAGAGGGUACAACUUUUGAUUCACGAGGUACUCACAUUUACAGCAUCAUCUACCAGCUGCACGUUUUAAAGCAGGAUGUCAGUGAAGUUCCAUGGCUGGGAGGUGGUCGACGAUGGCGCCUCUUUUCCUGGUGUGGUGCUAGGCCCGUCACAGAAACCCCAAAACCGGGGCGUCUACACCAUGUACCACGGGACCAGCAUUGACAGCGCACGGCUCAUCAUUGCUAAUGGUUUUAAACAGUCAUCCAAUGGCCUGCUGGGAAGUGGGGUGUAUGUCAGCCGUGAUACGAAUAAGGCAUCUAAUUAUCCAUAUUUCACUAACCCCUCAGAACGUGUUGUCCUUGAGGUACGAGUGCGCGUUGGUCGCGUCAAACGUAUUGACAGUAGCAACCAUCCUAUGAGGCUAACCUGGCAAGCAAAUGGCUACGACACGGCCUGGGUGCCUGCUAACACUCCCCAGUGGUUCAGUGGCCUACAGGAAGACUGUGUGUUUGAUCCCAAAAGAGUGAAGGUGGUUGGCAUUUCAAAAGCAGCAAACACCUCCUUACAGAAAGAGCUUCAGCAGCUUAUCGCUAAACAAUCCCAAACAACUGCGAGAAGAUCUGGUGGUGGAGCAGCUGUGUGUUCCCUGUGUAAGAGAAAGACCCAGCAGGACUCUCAGCACAUCAAGGAACGGUGCUGGAAAUGUGGGGAAAACAUCUGUAUUCUCAUGUCUAAGCAUUUAUGUUCUGCCUCACCCUGAGAGGCAUACAAGAGAGGGAUAACAAGUAAAGAGCAUACAUGUCACCAUUCUUUUGCAUCAUGUUCAGAUAUAUUCUAUACUUGUUAUUCAUAUUAUCAUCAUGUUAAAACAGAAAAGCAAAUGAGUUCUGUAUAAAAUAAUUAUGUGAUUUAUUUUUAUCGAACACAAAGUCAUGUAAUGGCACUAAAUCCAAUAAAUGUUAACUUUUAUAUUGUGACA